Meloidogyne enterolobii is the source of this 968-nucleotide messenger RNA. NCBI's taxonomy places the organism in Eukaryota, Metazoa, Nematoda, Chromadorea, Rhabditida, Meloidogynidae. The record is from the annotation of a GenBank genome assembly.
AUGGUUCUACUAAUUUUGCCUGAAUACGAACUUGAAGAUGAACAGCAAGAGGAAUUAAUUGAGCGUAUAGAACAAUUAAGAAUUGGGCAAUUUAAAAGUUUAAGUCUUUUCUCUUUGAAUGGAGAUGUGGCUAUUGGAAGUGUGAAAAUACCAGAAAAUUUAAUUGUACCAAAAACACAAUUAAUACAAGACGAAUUGAAAGGAACACGUUAUGAUGUUCAAUCUGGACCUAUACAAAUAUUGGAUACUAAAACAAUUAAAAUAUUUGGAUUUAUAUUUCAAGGAGACAAAGCGCCAGACGGAUAUUUCUAUGUUGGCCGCGGUCUAAACAUAACAAAAGAAUCCGGGGUUAAAGCAGCAAUUCGAGGGAGAGAUACUUUUGACUCAAUAACCCCAAUAAAUGAGAGAUAUACUGGAGGGAAAGACAUUUAUGUUGAAUUGCCUGAUGGGUAUGAUGUUCAACAUAUUGACUGGAUUUCUGUUUAUUGUUUACAUUUUGAAGUAGAUUAUGGACAUGUAUUUAUUAGAAAUAUAUCUCCUAUGAUACCCCCACAUGUUCAAAUACCUAUGAGGGUGAGUUGAAGAUCUGGAAUUUUUGUUUUGAAUUUUUUGCUUCAUCUUUUAAAUUUUGCUUCACUUUUUUCUAUUUUUGCUUCACUUUUUAUUAUUUUUGCUUCAUUCCCUGUUUCAUUUUUUUAAAUUCUGCUUCAUCCUCUGAAUUCUGCUUCAGUUUCCGAAUUCUCAUUCACUUCCUAAUAUUCUUGCUUAAUUUUCGGAAUAUGCUUCACUUUUUAAAAUUUUGCUUCAUUUUCUAAUCUUUCUGCUUCACAUUUUCAAUUCUGCUUCAUUUUCUGAAUUCUGUUUUAAAUAUAUUCUGACUCAUGCUUCGCUUUUUAAAAUUUUGCUUCACUUUUCUGAAAUCUGCUUCAUUUUUGAACUCUGCUUCACUUUUUCAAUUCUGCUUCAUU